Molecule: messenger RNA, 3276 nt
Organism: Botrytis cinerea B05.10
Lineage: Eukaryota; Fungi; Ascomycota; Leotiomycetes; Helotiales; Sclerotiniaceae
Exons: 3
Coding region: 527-2887 (786 amino acids)
Source: RefSeq, a predicted model, not a curated record
GGCAUCAACACUUCUAACGACGGCAACGAGCAAACGAACGACCUUAAACCUCAACCUUAAAACAGUCAAAAUAAAAUAACAUAAAGCUAUAUUGCCUCCCAAGAAAGACCAGAGAUUAGUACAAGAAAUCAGUCAAACAUAUUGCGCACACUUAUCAGGAGAUCUAAAACCUUCAUUCGAAAACACUCACCUCAAAACCCCUCCUCGCCGUACAAUACAAGCAACCACGACGAAUCCAAAGUCCCUCUCACAUCCUACAAAAUUACAGCAGUCUAAUAAACUGUAGAGCUUUGCGCCUACUUAGGUAGUUGCGCUGAGCUCGGCUACAGGAACCUCCUUGCUCAUACUUAUAAUCUACAGCCUUUCAAAUACAACAUAAAACAAACACCCCUACCUACCUACAGCUAACAAAAUUUACAACAUCAUCUGGACUGGAUAUUGUUGACUCAACUAACAUACAAUUCUUCGUCUGCAUACAUUCUAAGCUUGAUAAUAUUCCACAAAACAAUCACAACAACAUAUUAUAAUGGCUCCCGACACGGGUGAAGCUCGUCGGUAUACCAGAGACGAAUUGCUGUUUCUGCGAGAUUCACCAUUGGUUGUAAAACCUCCUGGUCUUUUAUCUUCUGCAGAAUGGAUGGGACAAACACCUGACCCGAAUCGGAAUACCUCUACCAGAAUACCUGAUAGAACCAGAGAUCGUGAUGCAAAUCCGCUUCUAGAACACACAAAUCGACGACCACGAAACAAUGCAAACCCCGAGACAAUUCAACUUGUGCCUACGAGAACUACCUUUUCAUCCGCCAAUCCUGCACGUAAUGCAGGCAAAGGUAUCGAUUCUCCAGAUCGACCCGCCCUUCGCGAAAGCGAGUCGCAAAGCAAACUCAGCUAUCGUACAAAAAUCGAUGACAGUGACGAUCGCCCCCGGCGUGAUAUGCUGCGACCGAAGCCUGGUGAUGGUGUCGACCAGGAGGGUUGGAUGGAGGUGAAACCUCGAAAGAGUUUUGGUACUGAAGGAGCUGAGCGGUUUACUGGGCGCAUGGGUGGAGAGAGGCACCGAGAUGAAAAGCGAUUCAAGGAUCGAGAAGAGCGCGAUCCAAAGGAAAGACCUAGAGGGUUUGAGAAUUUCUCCCGAGACAAAGAAAAGAAUCAUGAACAAGACAACAACCGCAGAACUGGAAAUGGUCGGGGAAGAACAGAGCCUACUUGGUUUCGAGAGAACAACGACGGACCGCCAACACCCCGAGAGCGAAAUGCGAAUGCAGAUAGGUUUGAGAAUCGAAAUAAGAGUUGGCGAGAAAAAGACUUCGAUAAUCGUGGGGAUAAAGACAGAGGUGACCGACGCUGGGCAGACAGGAACAGAGUUCACGACGAUCAUAAUGGUGAUGUUCCAGCAUGGGCAGAGGACGAAGGUAUUCAAAUCGCUCCACAAGAUGACUUUCAAAAAUCACAAACAUCUUCUGGUAAUAAUGAGCGCAAAUUUACAGCAGAGGAUAUGCAAAAAUGGAAAGACGCAAUGCAUUCCAAGGACAAGCCAACUGCCAGAGGUAAUACAAUAGCUGAAGAAGCCACGCAGCCAAAAGUUGACGAACAUCCUUCUAUCUUUGGCACACAAAAGCCCAUCUCUCUUGCGCCACUUGAUACUGGAUUUAAUGGAGAUGAAUUUUUCCGUUUGUGGGCUCAACCAAAGAAUGAUAAUGGACUCGCAGCACAGUUUGAUCUGAAUACAGAAAACAUGACAAAAUCUGCCGUGUCCGCUGCACCGGGUGGGAAAACGUCAAGGUUUAACAAAUUCUUUACUCAAGAUGAGACUUCGCAUAAAGUGGAACCACAAACAGCCAUACCAAAGCCAGCUGCCCAUAGACUUGACGGUUUGACCAACAAUGGUCAAUCCCCUGCGGAUAAAGAAGCAAUGCCAAUGAUACUUGCAAUGCUACAAUCUAGUGGAACUCCUCCUGCUAAUCCCAUGAUGCAAUCCAAACCUCCCGCACAAGACACCCAACCAAGUACACCUUUUGAGGGCCGCGAUUCUUCGCACCAGCGUCUUCCAGACCGUCAUGAUGAGAUGAGACCGGCUGCUCACUUAUAUCCCCACAAUUUACAUGAUCUUAGCGCUCAACGUGAACAAGCAGGUAGUCAACCCACUGUACGUCCAGAAGAGAUGUUGAAUCAUUUGGUCAACCAGCGUCAGCAUGCUAUCAGUCAGUCCUCUUUCAGAGGUGAACAGCCUCGCUCCGAACAAACUGCAUUUCUUAUGAGCCUUAUGAGAGAAGCACAAGCAGCUCCAGAGCCUCAAAGAACGGAGCAGAUCAUCCUUGGGCAUCCACCCAGACAGCAACCUAGCCGACAACUCCAACACCAACAACAAUUAGAGAGAGAACAGGACUUACAAGCUCAACGCGAACGUGGAAAUCCACAGCGUCGCCCACCGGGAUUUUUUGAUGAGCCUAUUUAUCGGGGUGGGCCUCCUCCACAACAUGAUAACCCUCGACCUCAACCAACACACAUUCUUCCACGACCACCUCCAGGUCUCGAGCAAUUGCAGCAAGGCUGGCCAGGACAGCCUUCCACUCAGCACCCUCCUCCUCCGCAACAAUUCCGACCAACAGCCCCUCCUGGCCUAGGUGGAAACGUCCCACGCCCGAUGCAAAUGCCUCAGCAAAUUCUCCCACCGGGCUUUCAAAUUCCUGGCAACAUGAACAACUUUCCCCCUCCAGAGGCAUUAGCGGGUCCUCGAAAUAUGCCAUUCAAUCCGCCCUACUUCAACGGCCCACCGCCGGGUUUUCUUCCACCAGCUAUGAGUCCUUUCUCAGCGGAGGGCAUGCCGGCAUUUCCUUUCGAUGGCCGCGGGCCACCUCCUCCACAAGGUGCAUUUAGACGACAAUAGUUUGCACAUGUUUCGCUAAGAAGAAGAUCGCUCAAAUCAUAGUGGUAGAUGAUAUAUCAGCGGUGGGUGGUUAUGAAGGGUUACAAGGAAUGAUUGUCGACGAUGGCCGUAAAAGUGUGUAUGUAGAGUAUCUUUUGGUAUCUAGUGACACUCAUCUGGACGAUCAGGUAAUCGAUCCCAGAUGUUUGUCGGUCGAAUGCGUUUGUGCGUUGAGAACAGCAGUGAGGAAGAUUGCGAUUUAACUACGUAGCGUCAGCGUCGAGCGUGUAUGAUGCAAGUUUCUGGCUUGAUACCAAGAUCCCCCUUGUUUAGCUAGCUACACUUGUGGAGAGGUUUUACUCUCGCGUGAAUGAGAAUUUCAAGCACGUUUAACCACCGCGUUUUCUGUA